Molecule: messenger RNA, 663 nt
Organism: Fulvia fulva
Lineage: Eukaryota; Fungi; Ascomycota; Dothideomycetes; Mycosphaerellales; Mycosphaerellaceae
Product: Signal peptidase complex subunit SPC2
Exons: 2
Coding region: 1-663 (220 amino acids)
Biological process (GO): protein targeting to ER
Cellular component (GO): signal peptidase complex; membrane
Source: RefSeq, a predicted model, not a curated record
AUGUCAGAUUCACGCAUAUCACCGUACUCGCUCAAUGACCUCAAGAACACGACCGACGACGCUCUGGGCAACUACCUUCGAGGACUCUCCUUCAAGCAGGACAACAGCAAACUUGAUGUACGACUGGCACUGGGCUAUGUCGCCGUCAUAAUAGCAGGCGCAACCUUUGCCGCAGAUUACAAGCUGGGCUGGGAAGCGACAAAGUACUGGACAGCUGUAGCAGUGGCCGCUUACGCAAUUCUCAACGGCGCCCUUACAUACUGGAUAUGGGCUGUAGAGCAGGGGCUGGUCUUUGAGGGCACACAUGGAGGCACGAAGGUCUCAAUUGCUGCAAAGACGAAGAAGCACGACCCAACAUACUACCUCACCGUGUCAACGACAAAACCGAACGCACCAGCCACUUCUCGCCAGCUCCAAGCACCUUUCACGACAUGGUUUACCGCAGACGGCUAUUUUGUCGCGAAGCCGUUCCAACAAUGGAUCGCUUCGAGCAUUGAGGAAGUUGGAGAUGUGGACUUGAAGAACGCGAACAGGGACGAGAGGGAUGAGCUCGCCGCUCCUACUGCCAAAGUAGAGUUGCUGCAGAGUGGUGAUGGCGGUGUGGACGUUACUGGCAACGAUAGCAAAGCGAAAGGCAGCAAGAGAUCGAAGAGGGAGGUCUGA